UUGAGAUUUAUUUCGUUUUCACUCUUACAUAGUAAAUAGCAUUUUAACGCAAGCUUCAAUAAUUGCAAUAUUUUUCGUUCAAUUAAUUAAUUUUUUCUUCAUUUAAACUUCAUAAUGGACAAUUUAAAAUCACUAAAGAAAAGCCGAGCAAGCUUCAAAGCAAAGCUGGCUGUUUUCAAAGAUUAUCUAAAUGCUUUGCUACCUAGCAGUGAGCUUAAUAGCGUACAAAUGCAUGAGCUUACCAUGCGACAUGCCAAAAUGUCAGAAAUGUAUAACGAUUUCGAUUCCAUACAAAAUGAUAUAGAAAGCUUGACGGAAAUUCCAGAUGAGGAGUACGCAGAGCGGACUUCCUUCGAAGCCCGGUACUUCGGCGCCAUGGCUGCUGCGCAAGACCUGCUCAGCAAGCAUGCCGCGCCCGCCGAACCUGCAUCUGCGGUGCACGACAGUGGAUCGGUGGCGGGAUCAGAAACUCGACCACUUACGACACUCUCCAAAUACAUGAGAGUUCAACAGCUCAAGGCUCAUUUUUGGAGAAGAUACUCAAAAGAAUAUAUUUCAGAGCUCCAGUCCCGCAGCAAGUGGCGCACUCAGGGUGCGCAUCCACAGCUGGGCGAGAUGGUUAUCAUCAAGGAUGACCGCUUCCCACCCUACCGAUGGCUGCUCGGACGAGUCACAGCCGUCCACCCGGGCAGCGACGGCGUCAACCGCGUCGCCGACGUCCUCACCACUACGGGGACCCUGCGCAGGGCAUACAAUCGGCUCUGCCCACUUCCAUCGACGUUGGAUCAGGCAGCUCCUGACCCAAGGGGGGCAGCCUGUUAACGCUCCAUCCAUGUGUGCGUGCGCGCAC
Messenger RNA from Cydia splendana, 850 nucleotides. RefSeq lists its product as uncharacterized. Lineage: Eukaryota; Metazoa; Arthropoda; Insecta; Lepidoptera; Tortricidae. The transcript is spliced from 2 exons. The record is from RefSeq and is a predicted model, not a curated record. Bases 115 to 822 code for a protein of 235 amino acids.